AUGGCAAAUACGCUAGCGAGUCGAGCAACACAGCCUCGUCUCCUCUACAGUUACAUUGCUCAACCACAUUUCUAUAGCGAUCACCAUCAUCCAGACCGCCAAAAUACCCCGGAUGGGCCCAUUUCCAUCGCGUUCACGAGAUCGAGCCGUCGAAGUAUCCACACCAAUAAUGACCUGGUGAAGGGCGUUGUCCACGUCAAAUCACAAACCAGAGUCAAAUACGUCACCAUAAGCUUUGUUGGCAAAACGACCUGUCGCAUUGCGAGCGAGCGCAAUCCUGCAAACCAGCAUAUCUCCGAAGUCGAGCUGUUUUGCCAAGAGCAAACGUUAUCGAGGAGGGUAACCCCCAGCGCAACCUGUCCCCCUUCGCGGGUAGAGUACCCCUUCGAAUUUCGAUUUCCAGAAGCAGUGCCAAAUGCUACGAAGCUGCAGAAUGAUACGCCAUUCCGACCAGAUCCUCUUUUUGAGCACGAGAGUGGUCAUCCCCUUCCACCGUCGCUAUGGUGGAACGAGAGCACGAUAUGUAACGAGUACUUUCUGAGAGCACAGUUCGUCACGGAGCAAGCUUCAUUCACACUUAGUCCCGUUGUUGUGCAGCAACUCCGCUUUAGCCCGUCGGUUCCGGAGCAAGGUCUAUCGCCUACAGCUGCUCUUGUACCAGCACCACCAAUACGUUUUGAGCGUAGAUCGAGACCAUCAACUCCAGAUCCAUCUAAGCAGCGGCGUAACUCGCUGCGACGGCUCAAGUCGGGCCUGCGUGGUGGGGGGAAAGAAGAAGAGAUAUCCUCGACGUCGCUGUUAGUACUCAGUGCACCCCCAGAGUAUCGCGUUGGUGCUGCCAGCACGAUCAAGCUAUCACUGCAAGCAACGCUAAGCGACGGUGGUACACAACCAGCACCCGUGUAUCUUCGUGGCAUCCGCGCACAAGCAAUGACACACAUCAACUUCCGAGUCCCGCUAGCAUCUGCACCAAAUGGAGAGAUACGCAAAGAGAGCGUCGAAAAGUUCGACCUCUUCAAUCAGCGAUACAGUAAACCUGGAAUAGAACUCACUUUGGAUACCAUCUUGGAGGGUUUUGAGAUCAACAAGAUUGUGCCCCCCACAUUCAAAACAUACGGUAUCGCACUUCACUAUGACGUCAAGUAUGACCUUUUGCUCGAAUGCGCGGGCAAAGAGUCGGAGCAUGAGAUUGAUGUCGAUAAUGUGGUCAUCGAGCCGAUGACAAGGCCUGGUGGGCAUCUUGGGCCGCCGGAUGAGAUGCCGCCAGUAAGCGGCUCGGAUGAGAGCUUCAUAUUGGAGGAAAUGCUCCGGGAUGGUGAGCGUGUAGCGGAACAACCACCGCCCUAUUACAGAUAG
Messenger RNA from Alternaria incomplexa, 1356 nucleotides. RefSeq lists its product as uncharacterized. The record is from RefSeq and is a predicted model, not a curated record. The transcript has a single exon. The coding region runs from base 1 to 1356 and encodes 451 amino acids. NCBI's taxonomy places the organism in Eukaryota, Fungi, Ascomycota, Dothideomycetes, Pleosporales, Pleosporaceae.